This is a messenger RNA of Cyprinus carpio (common carp), 2343 nucleotides long. Its product is annotated as bromo adjacent homology domain-containing 1 protein-like. The record is from RefSeq and is a predicted model, not a curated record. Gene Ontology annotation, molecular function: chromatin binding. Lineage: Eukaryota; Metazoa; Chordata; Actinopteri; Cypriniformes; Cyprinidae.
AGUGUUUGAUUAAAAUGACACAGAUCAGUUUGAUAACAUUAACAUUCCGAAACAUUGUUAAAAGAUGAGGACGAGCAUGUGCUCAGGUGAGACUCCUGUCAAUCAUAACCAGCUUCAGCGCUUUAUGACCUGUUCAGCUCUUCUCGGGACCAUGUGAUGACCCAUGCUCGGAAAAACACUUCCAUUGGCCGAUAUCGCAGCGAGGGGCGGGGCCACGUGGAAAGCUGGUCACAUGGUGAAACAGUGGGCGGAGCCUGGCCUGUGCAGGCCAAGAAAGUCAAGGAGAGUCAAUGUUUGGCAAAGCGUUCAAUGAAAAUGGAUGAGAGUAAGACUAAGAAAGGGAAGUCCAAUGCUACGAGUGAGCGCCAUCGGAAGCUCUACCCAUUACGAGGAAGAAGCGAGGCCUUGGGUUGUCACGUUCUGCUCACUCGCCUACAUAAUGAGACCAAGACGAGCGAGGUGGAUCCCAGCAGAGAUCCAGAGCACAAAAAGACAAAAAAAGCCCACAAGAAAGCAGAGAACACCAGGGAGCCGUUGCAGAAAUGCCUCGAAACCUCCGAUGAACCUUCAGCUCAGGAGCCACGCAAACGUAGACUGGCGUCGCUCAAUGCCGAGGCGCUCAACAGCCUUCUGCUCGAGAAAACAGACAGACCGCCAAGUGCCAAACUCACGAAGAAACAAGCCACUACAGAGCAAACCAAGACCUGCUCCAAAAGAGCCAGGACGUCCGAGACGUGCCAAAACCCCAAGAAGGAUGAGGCUGGAGAGAGUCUGUACGCUCCUGUUCCCCGACGCCUGGCUGGACUCAACGCCGCCGCGCUGCUAAAGCUCACCAGCUCCACCGCAAACAAGCACAGGGGUCAGAUCCCACAGUACACGCUCUGCAAACCCAGAGCAGCGCAGGAGCCCAAGAAACAACAGCCGGAAUCACAAGGCGCCUGCGAAGUGUGCAAAAGCAGGAGCUUGGAGUCAAAACUGAGUCCGGAGAGCCACCGCUUGACUAAACCCGGAUACCAGAGCAUGCUGGGAUACCGUCCGGUGAAGCUGGUGAAGGAGGAGCCGGUGGAGGCGGAGCUGAGUCCGUGUUUCUGCUGCGUCCGCCGGAGUCUGGCGCUCUUCCUCGGCGAGGAGCACCGGGUCAAGCACGAGUGCCUGGUUCUGUGCGCUGACCCCUGCUGCUCCAGCUACUACGUCCACAUCGCUCACCCCGGGCCGAGUCUGAGCCGCAUCCCACACCCCGCCUUCUGCUGCCGCCAGGCCUGUCGGGUCCGAGGAUUCGCCUUCAGCGCCGUGCAGCCGGUCACCAGCCGGACCUGCUCCUUCUCCAGCUGCAGCCGUCCCAUUAAAACAGAAGAGGAUGUCUCCGGAUGUCCCAGCAUGCCCCGAGUGACCCCGGCCGCCCCGAGUCUUCUGUCCACCAUGUCUGACCGCAGGCAGAUGGGCAAAGAAUGCCCUCAGAACACCAAACCAUCCCACGGCUCGCUCGCUGUGAGCCAGAAGCACCCCACAGCAAGCGCCAGACCGCAGAAGAAGGCCACGAACGGAUGGCGUCCGGUGGGAGUCCCCACGGAGAAGGAGGUGUUUAUAGCGGGCGAUGACGAGACGGUGCUCCGUCAGUGUUAUGAAGGAGUGCAGCGUGAAGGAGAGGUGAUCCGGGUGCGAGACACGGUGCUGUUACGGUCCGGACCCCACAGGAAAUCACUGCCGUACGUGGCCAAGAUCUCCGCUCUGUGGGAAGACCCCAGAACAGGAGAGCUGAUGAUGAGUCUGUUCUGGUAUUAUCGUCCUGAGCACACGCAGGGCGGCAGAGAUCCCAGCAUGCACUGUGAGAACGAGAUCUUCGCGUCCCGUCAUCAGGAUGAGAACAGCGUGGCCUGCAUCGAGGACCGCUGCUAUGUUCUGCCGUUAGCACAGUACUGUAGAUUUUGUGCCUUGGUGAAGCGGCGCUCGGAGGGCGUGUCCGACCACGCCCCGCUGAUGCCCCGCCCCUCUGACAGCACUGGCCCCGCCCACCGCCUGGUCCCCGACGGCGUGGAUCCACAGCUGGUGUAUCUGUGCAGACACGUCUAUGACUUCCGCUACGGACGCAUCCUCGAGAACCUGCAGUGAAGCUGAUAUACGCUGAAGAUGAAUCUGCCUCAGUCUCCUUCGCCUCCUCCGCUCGCGCGCUCAAGGUUUGCUGGUUCUUUCAGUCAUCUACACUGGACUGUCACACUGCUGAGGGACGAUGGAGGAACCUCUGAAGGAUCCAGAAGGCUUUCAUAAAAUAUCUCCACUGGUUUAAGACUAGACCACAGAUCCAGAUUAAAGGUCCGUUCACACUAAUGACGAUAUGACCAUAAC